GCUUUAGUAACACAAAAACAUGGCUUCGACAUUCUGAUACGGAUGUAGCCUACAGCACAGCUCGGUGUGAAAGAAUACAAUCUAACUAUGUGUAAUACAUAUUGGCGAUAUUUCCACCGAUUAUGGUUGAUUGCAUUGGUGGAUGUCGCAUUUUCUGGGAAGAUGAAGAUAGUGGAGGAGCCCAAUACCUUUGGGCUAAACAAUCACUUCCUUGCUCAAGGUACAAGGCUACAAGCCAGGACCAACCCUUCUCCUGUAUCAGGACCCCCUCACCUACAUCAUCUGGCAGGAAAGUGCUUUAGUUACAUCGAAUCCACGUACAAAUAUGAGUUUUGUCCAUUCCAUAACAUAACACAGCAUGAACAGACAUUCCGAUGGAACGCCUACAGUGGAAUCCUGGGGAUCUGGCAGGAGUGGGAGAUUGAGAAUAACUCCUUCACUGGCAUGUGGAUGAGGGAGGGAGACUCAUGUGGGAGCAAGAACAGACAAACCAAGGUUCUCCUGGCUUGUGGAAACAGCAGUAAACUGGCACGGGUGUCAGAGCCGCAAACCUGUGUCUAUUCUCUAACGUUUGAGACACCAUUAGUUUGCCACCAGCACUCCCUAUUGGUUUACCCUACUCUCAGCGAGCAACUGCAGAAGGAGUGGGAUGAGGCUGAGCAGGCUCGAUACGACGGUCUCGUCACUGAUCAGGGCUACAGUAAGCUCCUGAGGGACCUUUUUGAGGAGGCAGGCUUCUUGAAGCGCACACAGCCCAAACCAGAUGAGUCAAAACGCCCCCAGAAGACCCAGCAGACACUGGAACAAUGCAGACAGGACAUUGAUAAGAAAAAUGCUGAAAUCGAAAGACUACGCUCUCUGUUGUCACACCACAACAUUUCCUAUGAUGGGAACACAGACAAGCCCAAAGCACCGGUGACCGCUAACGCUUUACAGGAACGGGGGCAUCUUCGUGGUGACACAGGCCUCAUCUCUGACCUGCUAUGAUUGGCCAGCCUGUAGUUUUCACCCGCCCACAUGCUGCCAGCAUGACCCAGAUGAUGUUGUUAUCUGGCUGACCACCACAACGGAUGUAGUCAUCUUGACCAAUCAUUAGACUCACACCAGCCGGUGAAGUUGUUGAGUGAGUGGACAUGUAGUGGAACAUACGAACAUUCAAAAGGGACCGAAUCCCACACUGAUCUGUUUUCAUAUUCCUGUUUUGUGUUUGUGACUGCUAAAUAACAUAAGCAUAAACAUAAGCAUAAACAUGAGAAACUGACUGUGGCCCACACUGAUGUGUUUUCAAAGCCACACAGCUAGUGGUCAGUAGUUCUGCAUUCUUCAGUUUUCUUCGGCUCCAGUCUUGAAGGAAAUAAUGGAUGACUUGUUGGUUCUGGCUCUGGCUCUGGCUCUGUACUGAUGGAAAUUUGUUGUUUGAUUCUUUUAAUUUUUACCAAAUUGUUUUGCCUCCCCACUGCCACAAGCAUGAUCCAUUCACACUGCCUGUGGACGUUGUAGUUGUUUUUAAAAGCACCACUGGAUGGAUGCAGGAUCACCAGUGGUCAAUGAAUAGUCUAUAUUGGCUGUGACCAUAAGAGUGUACAUAAGAGUGUUUUAUCAUACUGUACAGUGGUAGAGUCUGCUUUAAUAAACAUGUCUCUUAUUUA
This is a messenger RNA of Sardina pilchardus (European sardine), 1649 nucleotides long. RefSeq names its product N-acetylglucosamine-1-phosphate transferase subunit gamma (gene gnptg). The record is from RefSeq and is a predicted model, not a curated record. NCBI's taxonomy places the organism in Eukaryota, Metazoa, Chordata, Actinopteri, Clupeiformes, Clupeidae. The coding region runs from base 88 to 987 and encodes 299 amino acids. The transcript is spliced from 10 exons. Gene Ontology annotation, cellular component: Golgi apparatus.